Messenger RNA from Magnolia sinica, 5535 nucleotides. Its product is annotated as ferredoxin-dependent glutamate synthase, chloroplastic-like. Gene Ontology annotation, biological process: ammonia assimilation cycle. Gene Ontology annotation, molecular function: glutamate synthase (NADH) activity. Lineage: Eukaryota; Viridiplantae; Streptophyta; Magnoliopsida; Magnoliales; Magnoliaceae. The transcript has 33 exons. The coding region runs from base 227 to 5077 and encodes 1616 amino acids. The record is from RefSeq and is a predicted model, not a curated record.
CGCGCAGUCUCUCUCCGCAGUAAACCCGAUUGGAGAGAGGCGGGUGGUCUUCGUUGCCUAUCCUUCUCUCUAUCUCUCUUUUAUCUUCGUACCGCCUCCUCCCUCCACACAAUCCUCUUCCCUUUCUCUGUCUCUCAUCUCAUCUCAUCCGUGUAUUUUCCUGGCCACUCUUCAUCCUAUUGCUUCUCUUCAUCCCAGUGCCUCUCUCCAUCCCAGUGCGAGUAAAAUGGCCAGUCUUCCAUCGUCGUUUGUUCCGGUUUCCCACCUCCUCCACUCUCAUGGCCACCCUUCUCCAAACCGCACUCUUCUUCUUCGAGAUUUAUCCGGCCUCCGCGGCAAACCGUCGAUUCGGACGAGGUUGAGAAACGGCACUAAAAUCGUCCGCAUAGGCCACGGAUUCCUCCGGAACGGCUGGUCAGUGACACGAGCGAUUCUUGAAUUGGAACGGACCGGCGUUUCUUCCCGGCAACCAUCGAAAGUGGAAGUUGCGAACUUGGAUGACAUCAUAUCAGAAAGAGGAGCUUGUGGAGUCGGCUUCAUUGCUAACUUGGAGAAUGAAGCAUCACAUGGGGUUGUUAAGGAUGCCCUUUCAGCUCUUGGUUGCAUGGAACACCGUGGAGGAUGUGGAGCAGAUAAUGAUUCUGGUGAUGGUGCUGGAGUGAUGACUUCACUUCCAUGGGAUCUAUAUAACAACUGGGCUAAUAAACAAGGGCUCGCUUCUUUAGAUAAAUUGAAGACUGGUGUGGGAAUGGUUUUUCUUCCCAAGGAUGAGAAGUUUUUGAAAGAAGCCAAAACAGUCAUCAUAAAUACUUUUAGGCAAGAGGGUCUAGAGGUUCUUGGAUGGCGACCUGUUCCUGUAAAUAUGUCUGUAGUUGGUUUCUAUGCAAAAGAAACUAUGCCUAACAUACAGCAAGUAUUCGUUAAAGUUUCCAAGGAGGACAAUGUUGCUGAUAUUGAAAGAGAAUUGUAUGUGUGCCGGAAGUUGAUCGAAAAAGCAGCAAAAUCGGAGGAAUGGGGCAAUGAUCUCUAUUUCUGUUCGCUCUCUAAUCAGACAGUAGUUUAUAAGGGUAUGCUCCGGUCAGAAGUUCUGGGGCAAUUCUAUUUGGAUCUACAGAGUGAUCUUUACAAAUCUUCUUUUGCCAUCUACCAUCGUAGAUACAGCACGAAUACUAGUCCCAGGUGGCCUCUUGCACAACCUAUGAGGCUACUUGGUCAUAAUGGAGAGAUCAAUACGAUACAGGGGAAUUUGAACUGGAUGCAAUCUCGAGAGACAUCGAUGAAGUCUUCUGUUUGGCGUGGCCGUGAAAAUGAAAUUCGUCCUUACGGUAAUCCAAAGGCUUCAGAUUCAGCAAAUCUUGACAGUGCGGCGGAAUUGUUACUAAGAAGCGGUCGUAGCCCUGAGGAAGCUCUUAUGAUUCUUGUGCCAGAGGCAUAUAAGAAUCACCCAACAUUGGCGAUAAAAUAUCCUGAGGCUGUUGAUUUCUAUGACUAUUACAAGGGGCAAAUGGAGGCUUGGGAUGGACCUGCCUUACUGUUAUUCAGUGAUGGACAAACUGUUGGAGCUUGCCUUGAUCGUAAUGGUCUUCGUCCAGCUCGGUAUUGGCGGACAAAGGACAAUUUUGUCUAUGUUGCAUCUGAGGUUGGUGUUCUACCGAUGGAUGAAACAAAAGUCAUUGCGAAGGGUCGUCUAGGUCCAGGAAUGAUGAUAACUGUCAAUUUACAGAGUGGUCAGGUCUAUGAAAAUACGGAUGUCAAAAAGCGAGUGGCCUUAUCGAAACCCUACAGCAAGUGGUUGAGUGAGAAUAUGCGAACUUUGGAACCUGUCCACUUUCUCUCAACAGCUGCCAUGGACAACGAAACAACUUUAAGACACCAACAGGCAUUUGGCUAUUCGAGCGAGGAUGUUCAGAUGGUCAUUGAAACUAUGGCCUCACAAGGGAAGGAGCCUACAUUUUGCAUGGGAGACGAUAUUCCAUUGGCUGUGCUGUCGCAGAAGCCUCAUAUGAUUUAUGAUUAUUUCAAGCAACGCUUUGCACAGGUCACAAAUCCAGCUAUUGACCCCCUCAGAGAAGGCUUAGUUAUGUCUCUAGAAGUCAAUAUUGGGAAGCGUGGAAACAUUUUAGAGGUUGGACCUGAGAAUGCUGCUCAGGUUAUUCUGCCAAGUCCUGUGCUGAAUGAAGGGGAGCUUGAGUCUUUGAAGAAGGAUUCCAAUUUGAAGCCCCAAGUAUUGCCAACAUUUUUUGAUAUUCGGAAAGGACUUGAUGGUUCAUUGGAAAGUACACUAAAUAAACUUUGUGAAGCAGCAGAUGAUGCUGUUCGUAGUGGUUCUCAGCUUCUUAUUCUCUCUGACCGUUCUGAGGAGCUAGAACCAACUCGCCCUUCUAUCCCAAUACUACUUGCUGUUGGUGCUGUUCAUCAGCAUCUUAUUCAAAAUGGCUUGCGGAUGUCAGCAUCAAUUGUUGCUGAUACUGCUCAGUGCUUCAGCACCCAUCAUUUUGCUUGCUUAAUUGGAUAUGGUGCCAGUGCGGUAUGUCCAUAUUUGGCAUUAGAAACAUGUCGACAGUGGCGUUUGAGCAACAAAACUGUGAACUUGAUGCGAAAUGGAAAGAUGCCUACUGUCACUAUUGAGCAGGCUCAAAGGAACUUUUGCAAGGCAGUAAAAUAUGGACUUCUCAAAAUUCUUUCUAAGAUGGGCAUCUCAUUGCUUUCUAGUUAUUGUGGCGCGCAAAUAUUUGAAAUUUAUGGCCUGGGAAAAGAGAUAGUUGAUCUUGCAUUUUGUGGAAGUGUAUCAAAUAUUGGUGGGCUAAGUCUUGACGAGUUGGCAAGGGAAACUUUGUCUUUUUGGGUGAAGGCUUUCUCAGAGGAUACAGCUAAGAGACUAGAAAAUUUUGGGUUUAUACAAUUCAGAGCAGGAGGAGAAUAUCAUGGAAAUAAUCCUGAGAUGUCCAAACUGCUUCACAAAGCAGUUCGACAGAAGAGUGAAAAUGCAUUUUCAGUUUAUCAGCAGCACCUUGCUAACCGUCCCGUGAAUGUUCUUCGAGAUCUUCUUGAAUUCAAAAGUGAUCGGCCCUCAAUUCCUGUGGGGAAGGUUGAAUCUGCAGCUUCCAUUGUUCAGCGCUUCUGCACGGGUGGGAUGUCACUUGGAGCAAUUUCCAGAGAGACACAUGAAGCAAUUGCAAUAGCAAUGAAUAGAAUAGGCGGAAAAUCUAAUUCAGGAGAAGGUGGCGAGGAUCCUAUUCGUUGGAAGCCACUUUCAGAUGUUGUUGAUGGGUACUCGCCGACACUUCCACACCUCAAAGGUCUUCAAAAUGGUGAUACUGCUACAAGUGCAAUCAAACAGGUUGCGUCAGGACGUUUUGGUGUCACACCAACAUUCUUGGUCAAUGCGGAUCAAUUGGAGAUCAAAAUUGCACAAGGAGCAAAGCCUGGGGAAGGUGGCCAACUCCCUGGGAAGAAAGUUAGUGCUUAUAUUGCAAGGCUUCGAAAUUCUAAACCGGGGGUUCCACUUAUAUCUCCACCACCACACCACGACAUUUAUUCUAUCGAGGAUCUUGCACAGUUAAUCUUUGACCUUCAUCAAGUCAACCCUAAGGCUAAGGUAUCUGUAAAGCUUGUAGCAGAAGCUGGCAUUGGCACUGUGGCUUCUGGUGUUGCAAAGGGUAAUGCUGAUGUAAUACAGAUAUCUGGGCAUGAUGGGGGAACAGGAGCUAGCCCGAUAAGUUCCAUCAAGCAUGCUGGUGGUCCUUGGGAGCUUGGACUCACAGAAACUCAUCAGACACUCAUUGAAAAUGGACUUAGGGAGAGAGUCAUUCUCAGAGUUGAUGGUGGGUUCAAAAGUGGGGUUGAUGUCCUUAUGGCUGCAGCAAUGGGAGCUGAUGAGUAUGGAUUUGGUUCUGUGGCUAUGAUUGCUACAGGAUGUGUUAUGGCUCGCAUUUGCCACACAAAUAAUUGCCCGGUUGGUGUAGCUAGUCAGAGAGAAGAACUGCGUGCCCGUUUUCCUGGUGUGCCAGGAGAUCUUGUUAAUUUCUUUUUGUAUGUUGCUGAGGAGGUAAGAGGCAUACUGGCACAACUGGGCUAUGAAAAGAUGGAUGAUAUAAUUGGACAAAGUGAUUUACUGAGACAACGAAACAUCUCCUUAAUGAAGACUCAACAGCUUGAUCUCAGUUACAUUCUAUCUAGUGUUGGGCUACCAAAGUGGAGCAGCACUGCCAUUAGGAAUCAGGACGCUCAUACUAAUGGUGCUGUUCUAGAUGACAUUCUUCUUUCUGAUCCCAAGAUUUCUGAAGCAAUUGAGCAGGAAAAGGUGGUUAAUAAAACGAUCAAGAUAUAUAACGUUGACCGUGCUGUAUGUGGCCGCAUCGCUGGUGUGGUUGCAAAGAAAUAUGGAGACACAGGUUUUGCAGGACAACUGAACAUCACAUUUAUAGGAAGUGCUGGGCAAUCAUUUGCCUGUUUUCUGACUCCUGGAAUGAACAUCCGACUUGUUGGAGAGGCCAAUGACUAUGUAGGGAAGGGUAUGGCUGGUGGCGAGCUGGUAGUAACUCCAGUGGAGAAUACCGGCUUUUGCCCAGAGGAUGCAACAAUAGUGGGCAACACCUGCCUAUAUGGAGCAACUGGUGGCCAAAUCUUUGUUAGAGGGAAAGCUGGCGAACGUUUUGCUGUGAGAAACUCUCUUGCGGAAGCAGUGGUUGAAGGGACUGGAGAUCAUUGCUGCGAGUACAUGACAGGUGGUUGCGUCGUAGUACUCGGGAAAGUGGGCAGGAAUGUUGCUGCCGGCAUGACUGGUGGCUUGGCCUACAUUCUUGAUGAGGAUGACACACUCAUCCCCAAGGUAAAUAAGGAGAUAGUGAAGAUUCAGAGAGUGAUGGCACCUGCAGGCCAGUUGCAAUUGAAGAGCCUCAUAGAAGCCCAUGUGGAUAAAACUGGGAGCAACAAAGGUGCCUCUGUUUUGAGGGAGUGGGAUACGUAUCUGUCUUUGUUUUGGCAAUUGGUGCCACCUAGUGAAGAAGACACCCCUGAGGCCAGCACAGACUUUGAAAGUGCGGCAGCUGGACAGGUGACACUGCAAUCUGCAUAGUAGGAACAAUACUACGAAAAAGCGGUGGGGUCAAUGAAUAAUACCCAAUGUGGAUAGCGAGGGAUGAUCUAGCACAAAACAAGUUAAUGAAGCAUAUGAAGACAUCACUAGCGUGAAAAGUGAGAUUACCGCAUGACUUCGAAGAUUCAACUGUUGCUUCACCGGACCGGUGACCAUCGCUCCUCUCCUUGAAGAAUUAGUCGUGCAUCUUAAUUGAAUGAAUGAGCCAUGCUAUCCCUCAGAUGAUGCAAUACUUUCCGAGAUGUGAAUCUUUAUUCAUAUGUUCCCAUUCUUGAGCAGGGUUGGCCAUGUUCGUAGCCACAUUUGCUUCCUGAUAAUUUUUAAACCUGUGUAGUUUAAACUCUGCAUGAUCAUAUCUUCCAAUGAAAGGGUUCAAUGUGAUUAUAUCUUCCAAUGAAAAAGUUUCAACUACAUGGUGAACAAUGUUUGGAGAUUCA